Oreochromis niloticus (Nile tilapia) is the source of this 3976-nucleotide messenger RNA. RefSeq lists its product as uncharacterized. The coding region runs from base 126 to 3494 and encodes 1122 amino acids. Gene Ontology annotation, biological process: DNA integration. Lineage: Eukaryota; Metazoa; Chordata; Actinopteri; Cichliformes; Cichlidae. The record is from RefSeq and is a predicted model, not a curated record. Gene Ontology annotation, molecular function: nucleic acid binding. The transcript has 2 exons.
GUCACCAAGUCAUUGUGAAGGAAGUGGUGCCUGACAUUCAGCCUUCUUCAAACUUCACCAACAAGGUUCACUAUGUCUACAGAACUCAAAUAAAGGAAAUUAUCUCUCCCACAGAGGUCCUAAAGAUGUUGGAGUCUGACUUUGUUGAGAAAGCUCCAGAAGACACAAAGGUCUCUCAAGAAGAUCUCAAAUUUCUAACAAAGAUGAAGACCGGCAUUAGGCACAAGGAGGAUGGUCAUUUUGAAAUGCCACUCCCAUUCAAGAGUGAAAGGCCGAACCUGCCGAACAACAAGGCAUGUGCUAUUCAUCGCCUCAAAUGUUUAGGAAAAAGGCUCAAGAGUAACAAGCAGUACUACAUGGACUAUAAGAAAUUCAUGGAUGAGAUCCUCGCCCAUGGAGAUGCUGAAAAGGUCCCAGAGCAAGACAUUGACAAGACACCAGUUUGGUACAUCCCACACCAUGGUGUGUAUCAUCCACAAAAACCCGGAAAGAUUCGUGUCGUCUUUGAUGCCUCUGCCAAGUUCCAAGGCACUUCCCUAAAUGACCAUCUCCUGACUGGUCCAGAGCUAACAAACACCUUGCUCGGAGUCUUGUGUCGCUUCCGAAGAGGGCCAGUGGCUUUCAUGUGUGACAUCGAACGCAUGUUCCACCAAUUCCAUGUGCAUGCUUGCGACCAAGAUUACCUACGGUUCUUGUGGUGGGAGAACGGUGACCUUGAAACUCCAUUCACUGUCUACAGGAUGAAGGUACACCUAUUUGGAGCAGCAUCUUCUCCAGGUUGCGCCAACUAUGGCCUCAAGCAUCUUGCAGCUGAAGGGGAAGGAAGUUUUGAUGAAGAAACCAUCAAGUUCAUCAAAACCAACUUCUACGUUGAUGAUGGACUAGCAAGUGUUGACACUGAAGAUCAGGCAAUACAGCUGGUUAAUGAAGCAUGCAAACUCUGCAGCAUGGGCAAACUUCGGUUGCACAAGUUCAUCUCAAACAGCACCAAAGUUCUAGCUUCGCUUCCGAAGGAAGAAUGUGCUGCAGCUCCCAAAGAUCUAGAUAUGGCACUCAGUGAAGUACAUAUGGAAAGAGCACUUGGCGUACAAUGGUGUGUGGCAUCAGAUCAGUUUCAGUUCAGAGUAGUUGUUAAGGAAAAACCACUCACCAGAAGAGGAGUAUUGGCCACAGUCGCCUCUGUGUUCGAUCCACUUGGGUUUGUGUCACCUUUCAUUCUGCUGGGGAAGCAGAUCUUGCAACAAAUGUGUCGAGAUAAACUCAGCUGGGAUGAUAACUUACCUGACAGUCUUCGACCUCAGUGGGAGGCUUGGUUGCGUGACCUGGGAAACCUUGCAGAUGUAAAGGUUCACAGAUGCUACAUUCCUUCGAACUUCAAGGCACAGCACUACGAACUUCAUCAUUUUGCCGAUGCAAGCGCAUCUGGAUAUGGAAUGUGCACUUACCUCAGAGCAGUAAGCACAACUGGUGAAGUCCACUGCUCAUUGGUGAUGGGAAGAUCAAGAGUUCCACCAACCAAAGUCACAACUAUACCUCGGCUUGAGUUGUCGGCGGCCGUUGUUGCUGUGCGCACUGGUGACAUGCUGAAAAAGGAAUUGGAAAUGGAAAUUUCAGAAGAAAGGUAUUGGACUGACUCGAAGGUGGUACUCGGGUACCUCAGCAAUGAAGCCAGAAGAUUUCAUGUGUUUGUUGCAAACCGAGUGGAACGCAUCAAACAAAGUACAGAUCCAACCCAAUGGAGGUAUGUAACUUCCGAAGACAAUCCGGCGGACCACGCCUCAAGAGGUCUCACAGCAGAACAACUUGUAGCAUCAAACUGGUUCAAAGGCCCCGACCUCCUUUGGCAGAAGGUCAUACCCACUGGUGAAAUUAAGGUGGGAGAGUUAUCAACCAGUGACCCGGAGGUUAAGAAGGUUCAAGUCCACAAGAUACAAGUGGAGGAACAAAGGUCCUUGGUAGAUCGCCUACACAAGUUUUCCGACUGGUCGAGAAUGGUUAAGGCAGUUGCUAGACUCAAGCGGUAUGUGAAAGAAGCAAAGGAUCACAAGAGUAGAUCACACGACAUCAGUAGCCUACAAGAGAGAAAGGAAGCAGAGUUAACGAUCAUAAAGAUGGUUCAAGAAACCGCCUUUGCUCAGCAAAUAAAAACCUUGCAACACCAUGAUGUGAUGCAGAUGAAAGACAAGGUUAACAAGUUACACAAGUUAUGUCCAUUUCUUGAUGACCAAGGCAUUCUUCGGGUAGGCGGACGCUUAACACAUGCAGCUUUGCACCCCAAUGUCAAGCAUCCUGCGAUCCUGCCAAGAGACAGUCACGUGUCGGCAUUACUGGUCAAACAUUAUCACGAGAAGACAUACCAUCAAGGACGAGGGAUCACCAUGAAUGAACUUCGAGCUAACGGAUUCUGGAUUCUUGGAUGCAGCAAGAUUGUGUCAUCUUACAUCUAUAAAUGUGUAAAAUGCAGAAGGUUCAGAAGGCGCACAGAGCAGCAGAAGAUGGCAGACCUCCCAGAGGAUCGGAUGGAGACCACACCGCCAUUCACCUACUGUGGGAUGGACUGCUUUGGUCCUUUUUAUGUCAAAGAAGGCCGCAAGGAGCUAAAGCGUUAUGGCUUGCUAAUCACUUGCAUGUGCUCCAGGGCAGUGCAUCUUGAAAUGCUUGAUGAUCUCUCUACAGAUUCCCUCAUCAACUCCUUACGUGCAUUCAUGGCCAUAAGAGGUACAGUUCGCCAGAUAAGAUGCGAUCAAGGCACGAAUUUUGUCGGCACUAGAAAUGAGUUUAUUGGAGCAUUUAAGGAAAUGGAUCAAGCCAAGCUAGGGAAACUGGACUGCGAGUUUCUCAUGAACACCCCAGCGUCUAGUCACAUGGGUGGUGUCUGGGAAAGACAAAUUCGCACCAUAAGAAGUGUUCUCAUGUCCAUUCUGGAACAAUCAGCCAAACAACUCGACAGCUCCUCUCUGAGGACAUUCCUGUAUGAAGUCAUGGCAGUGAUUAAUAGCAGACCAUUGACUACUGACCAACUAUGUGAUCCAUCAAACCCAGAACCUUUAACACCGAAUCACAUACUAACCAUGAAGUCCACAAUCAUCUCUCCACCUCCAGGAAGGUUUGUGAAAGAAGAUCUUUAUCUCCGUAAGAGGUGGCGUCGUGUUCAACUACUUGCCAACACUUUCUGGACAAGGUGGAAAAAGGAGUAUUUGUUAAAUCUUCAAGGCAGACAGAAGUGGACCAAAGAGCACAGAAAUGCUAAGAUCAAUGAUGUUGUCCUCCUGAAGGAUGAGAUAACUCCACGCAACCAGUGGAAGUUGGCAAGGAUCAUUGAAGUGUAUCCUGGAAAGGAUGGAAAAGUGAGGAAGGUGAAAUUGCUGCUGAGUGAUCCAACCCUGGAUAGAGCAGGAAAACGUACCUCCAAACCUGUGCACCUGGAAAGACCCAUUCAGAAGACAGUCAUUCUGAUGGAAGCGGAAGAAGAUUCUCAACCGCACUCUGCUUAAAGGAUAAUUCAUGAUAGUUCAUUCAAAAGCCGUUCAUUAGUUCCUAGGCAAUACUUUAUUCUUUAAAUCACGAGUGAUUGGUGGGAGUGUAACGGUCUUUUGCAUGUGAUGUUUGUUGCAUUUGAUGUUUGUUGCAUUUGAUGUUUGUUAAGUUGUAUGUCUGGAUUUUGUUCUUUUGCGCCCUCUGGUGGUGAACUGUGUAGGGUACAGCUUUGCUGUUUGGGUCUCCACCCCAGCCACUUUUGCUUUUGCUAGCGCACAUGGUGUCUGCAUGCUGCAGCUCACGGUUAGCUCCACACAUGGAGAAAAUAUCGUUUAAAGAGUGGAAAUAAUUGAGAAAGAAGAUGGAGGAUAAGGCAAUAAGGCCAUAAAGGACUAUUUAGCACCUCCUGGAUGUCAGCUCACGAGUUCUCACGGGUUGCCAAGACCAGAAUAAACCCUGUUCCAUAACUACAUCGUGCGUACGUCCAUCCUUGAGGGUG